Messenger RNA from Suillus plorans, 1974 nucleotides. RefSeq lists its product as uncharacterized. The transcript has 3 exons. The record is from RefSeq and is a predicted model, not a curated record. Bases 259 to 1869 code for a protein of 536 amino acids. NCBI's taxonomy places the organism in Eukaryota, Fungi, Basidiomycota, Agaricomycetes, Boletales, Suillaceae.
CUUUCCAGUGCACCUCUGAUCAAUUCUACUUUGACGUUGUCACCAUCGGUCUCGACAGCGAGCUCGACAUUUCUUAACUGUUUGUUUAUUUUGCUUUAAAACUGAUCUCAUGCUUUCAUAACUUUGAAAUCGUGUUCGAUUGCUGUCAUCUGGAGUAAUCCAACAUUCAUCGAUAAACCCACAAAACAGAAAUUUGUUAAGGUGUCACUCUCCAUAAAUUCCAUAACUCAAUAACUCACACGGCCUGCAAGUCGCAGCAUGAUGGAUGAAGAUGACGAAGACUCUCUCUUUGGCUCUCCGCCCCCAUCUUCAGUUAGAGGUAGGUCACCGGCGUCUCCUGCUCAAGCAGCCCAAGAGAGGGGCACAGGCAUAACACAAAAUGUGGGGGCCAUUGCACUUCCUGGUUCCCAUAUGUCAUGUUCUGAACUACCAGCCGACCUACUAGCCUUGCCGUUCGGCGGCUUUAGCACUCGCGAGCUUCCCUCGCAUGCGGUGCUAGUGCAAAACACCUUACAAGCGCACCUGACGCAAUCGCCUCGUGUUGCCUCAUCGGUACCUUUGUCGACAUCUCGCCCCUCUUCUAGGGCCAUGGGAAAACGGAAAACGACAAAAUCGCAAGCAGCAACGCCCCGUCCUGCACCCCCGCCUAUACCGUUACCUGGCCCAAAUGAACCACUACCUUUCAAUUUCUUGCGAAACCAGGAAGCGUUAUUAGGCAUAGCUGGCCUCGUCGGAAACGUGAAACCCAUCAGCCUUCCACAACAAACAGUCCGCGGGUCUACGCCUUCUAACCCUAUCAUUAUUGAGGAAUCUGAUCCAACGCGCCUGCCUCAUGUCGAUCUUAAUCAGUUCACUGCAGAAGAUGCUAUCACCUCCCUCAUCAGACAGAAAAAUAUAUAUCCCGUGUUAUCAAGCAUCGUGAAACUCCUAGGCAACUCUCCAGCUGCAUCCACACAACCACCAUCUACUUAUGAUCGUGCAUCUUCGCGCCCAUGCAGUGAGCCAGCAACGACUGCUCCACCCCCACUGAAGCGUCGCAAACUCACAAGCGUCCCUGCUGGUGCAGUGGAGUGGGACGUGCCUUACCCAUUUCCUGAAGGUGAGGGCCCUGAGGCAUAUCACGCUACAUGGGAGCGGGAGCGUGUGAGGCAUUUAAUUUCGCAGCUUGUGGAGUCGAUCAAGGCUGCCUCUGAGCCAUCUCCGCUUGAUGUCGAUCAGGUACCACCAUCUUCUUCGCAGUCAUCCUUGCGUGCCUCUGAACCCUCCAGGCGCACAUUGUCACCAUCUCUUGUAUCACCUACAACUACCAAUACCUUUCAGCAUAUAAUUCCCGACAGCACCAUUGAUCCUGCACUUCUUGCUAUUUCCGUUCCACCAUCAAUCACAUACAAUGCAUUUUCUCCGGUUCCAGCACUCGUUCAUUCUCCAAUCACAUCUACUGAUUCGUCUGAUGGGGCUCUCACCCCACCUGCAUAUAAUGACCAAGAUUCAGUGACUGCUGCCAAAAUGUUGUUGCAGUUCGCUGCAAAACCUACUGUACCUCCGCCUACUCCUUCACACAUAGACCUUUCACCGGCGGUACUUACGCCAUACCCUCAAACUGCUCCAUCUCAUUUCUCGUCAUUGGCACAGCCAGUCUCCCCUCAAAUACCUCGCGCGCUGUCGGUCCAAUCCACGCAUAAAUCGACUCCUGUCGUUCCUCGGGGCGCCGGCUUCAAGGCGGUUCAUAAAGAAGACAUCCUCCAGCGCGCAAGGGAACGUCGCCGACAGAUUGUUGGAGAGAUAGAGCGGGCAAAAGUGGAGUUAUGGGAGACGAGUAUUGAGGGAGGGGUGUUGGGACAUCUGAUGAAGGAUCCAACGCUGUCUUAAUACAGUUUACUUACGAGAUUCAGUGUGUAUCGCAUGCAGUAGUAGCUCAAUCCGUUCCUCGAGCCAUGUAUUCAUGCUAUAUAACUCCCGCUACGCGCCGCUCCU